UUCUCAAAUCUCAAAACCACUAGAUUUUUGGGUCAAAAAGACAUCGUGUACACUUUCCCAACUUGUUGCCGUACUCUCUCCUCUCCAUCAUCUUCAAUUCAGAAACACAGAACUGCAGCAACACUGCUGUCCAUACCUCCAUUAUUCAUUUUUUAUAAGCUUCCAAAUAAAUCCCACUAAUUAAAGUUUUCAUCUUUAAUCCAACUCUUCUUCCCACUAAUCAAUUCUACAAUUUGCUCAAAAUAAAGACUCAAACUUUUAGUCUUUUAUUUUAUUGUAGUUCCAUUUUUGCAAGCAAGCUCAUUUAAAAAAAUAUAUAGUUUAGUCAACUUUUGCUUUCAGAAUUGAUAAUUUUGUUAUAAAUUCUGAUCUUUUCAAUGGCUUCCUUAGCAUCAAUCCCUCAAACCCAAUUAUUUUCCAAAAAACCCAUUUUGAAUUCAAAACAAAUCAACCCAAUUCAUAGAUUUUCCUCCAUUUUCUUCCCAAGAAGAACCUUAAGUCAUAGUUUUGGAUCAAUGGAUGGAAUUACGAAAGUGCCCCUGAGGGCUGCUGUGAGUCCUGUAACUGCUGCAGCAGAAGUGAAGAAGGGUUUUGUGGAGGAGAUGAGAAGGGUGGCAAUGAAGUUGCAUACAAAAGAGCAAGCUCCUAAGGAGGGAGAGAAGGUGGCAAAAGGCCCUGAAGAGAGGUCUCCUGCUAAGUGGGACCCAACUGUUGAAGGGUACUUGCAGUUUCUUGUUGACAGUAAGUUGGUUUAUGAUACUAUGGAGAGGAUUGUUGAUGAGGCUACUGUUUCAUAUUAUGCCGAGUUUAGGAACACGGGAUUGGAACGAUCACAGAGUUUAGCAAAAGAUCUGGAGUGGUUCAAAGAACAAGGUUAUUCUAUCCCUGAGCCUUCUGAGCCCGGUGUUACAUAUGCUAAUUGCCUUGAAGAAUUAGCUCAGAAGGAUCCUCAGGCAUUCAUUUGCCAUUUCUAUAAUGUAUAUUUUGCGCACUCUGCUGGUGGCCGCAUGAUCGGAAGGAAGGUUUCGGAGAAGAUAUUGAACAAAAAAGAGUUGGAAUUCUACAAAUGGGACGGUGACCUUACCCAGUUGCUCCAGAGUGUGAGGGAGAAGCUAAAUAAAGUAGCUGAAAGCUGGACAAGAGAAGAAAAGAAUCACUGUUUGGAAGAAACCGAGAAAUCGUUCAUGUACUCGGGUCAAAUCCUGCGUCUUAUAUUCACAUAAAGUGUGAACUGUGAAGCUGCUUCUUUCUGGGUUUUUCUCGUAGUGUUGUAGCUCCUCCAAUGUCAUCAGUCAUCACCUGUUUAUAUCACUCAAAAAAAGUUUUCAUUGUCUAAUUUGUUUUCGUUAGACUCUGUAUGAAAACUCUGAUCGAAUGAAUGUCCAUAUAUCAAAAUUCAGGUUCCACUAA
Molecule: messenger RNA, 1410 nt
Organism: Spinacia oleracea (spinach)
Lineage: Eukaryota; Viridiplantae; Streptophyta; Magnoliopsida; Caryophyllales; Amaranthaceae
Product: heme oxygenase 1, chloroplastic
Exons: 4
Coding region: 378-1223 (281 amino acids)
Biological process (GO): heme oxidation; phytochromobilin biosynthetic process
Molecular function (GO): heme oxygenase (decyclizing) activity
Source: RefSeq, a predicted model, not a curated record